Toxoplasma gondii ME49 is the source of this 10195-nucleotide messenger RNA. RefSeq names its product RPAP1 family, C-terminal protein. Gene Ontology annotation, biological process: transcription by RNA polymerase II. Gene Ontology annotation, cellular component: nucleus. Lineage: Eukaryota; Apicomplexa; Conoidasida; Eucoccidiorida; Sarcocystidae. Bases 679 to 9858 code for a protein of 3059 amino acids. The transcript is spliced from 3 exons. The record is from RefSeq and is a predicted model, not a curated record.
GCGAUAGGAUGUGGCGCGUGCAAAAUGUACUGACUUGGGGAGUGCUUCUUCUCAGACGCUGCCAGUACCUCGACAGCGUCCCCAAAGCCGUUCCAGAGACACCGAGUCAUGUCGACACUCGAUAGUCACCGACGAAAGAAAUAAGAACAAGACUUCACUUUGUGGUAACCUUUCGUCGUCGUUCGUAGUGGAUCUUCUUCGGGGAGUAUAUCACAUAGGGGGUCGCUUGAGUUGCUCGAGUCUUCAGGCAAAAUAUGGAAAUAAAGCUGGAGACGACACGCUGAGAACUUUGGGGCUCUGCCCUGCGCUUUUCUCGCGCGUUUGCCGAGUUUAUCCCUCUUCAAGCGUGUAGCUGAAUUAAACCGAUGCUUUCAGUUGCUCGAUGGGAUUACCACUCGUUUGUUACCUUUUCGGGGCUCUUUCUUUCUGCAGUCACGAAUCCGUGCAAUGUCCUCGACUCAGCGAUACCCACGUGAAGUCACGCCUGUUCGUUGGCUUUUUUGCUAUCUGAUUGCGCCAGAGCUUGUUUUGUGCAUUUCAAUCUAGAACGAAUCGACGAGUUCUUCGCCUGUCAAAUCACUGGACAAAAAACUGAGGAAGCUCUUUUCCUUUCGUCUCUCUCCUUGCACUCCCGUCCGUCGUUCUGAUCACUGUGGCCGUAGCUUUUUGUUUACAGAGAUGGCUGAUCCCAGUGGAAAGCAAACGCAUCUUGCUUCCGAGUGUCCUCCUGGUGAUUCGUCUGUCGAUCGGGGCUCGGACUUCGCUUGUUCGUCGUCUUCUGCUGUCUGUCCAGAUGGCAAAACGCCUGGACGUCGACAGCCGAGCGUCUUUAAACUCAGUGCAUCGACGACUCCUCUAGGCAGAGUGCCUCUGUUCCCUCCUGCAGAGGAACCAUUGCGUUUCGCGUAUUCUGGUGUUUCAGCAGCUCCUUUCCAUGACUCCAGCCGAACGCUUGGCUCUCAGAGGGUGGACUCCUCGUUCGCAUCAGAAAAACUUGCCACCCAUUGUGGAGCCCCGGCUUCUUCGAGGUCUUUCUUCGCCUCGGAAAGAGGUGUGCGCUUCGUGGUGAAUCCGUACGCGUCCGAGGAACAAGCAAGUCCAGAGAGACAAGGUCGGCAUCUGUGCUCGUCCGGCGUCUUCCCAGGUGUCGGCGCAGAAGCUGAGAAGCGACAGGCAGAUGCCGAGAUUGCGCAGUUGGCCAUUCGCGAGACCGAGGAGGGCGCGCCUUCUGCGUUCGUGCUGAGAAACGUCGUUGAAAGAAAUGUAUCGUCUGACAGCUUAGGAGACCCCUCGGCGGCAACACCUGCCCGCGCAGGUGCAGCUGUAACCGAUUCUUUGUCAGCUUCAUCAGGGGGUCCCCAAGGCGAGCUCCCAUCUUCUCUCCCUUCGUAUGCCGCCGUCGAGGCACCUUAUGGGUUCCCGAUGCCUGUCCAUCGUUCUCUUUGUUCUGGGAGAAACGGAUUCGAGGGUGACGAUUCCUUGCGAAGGGCCGUAGGUGUCUCGCCGCCGCCUGUAGAGGCAAGAGACAAACGCACUUUGAGGAUGCACGACGACUCAGGCUUUCUAGGAGGUCGCCAACUGAGCGAGAAGGCGCGUGAAGAAAUCGAGGACCACAAUCUCCAGCUUCUGAGCCGCAUGCAUCCCCAUGAAAUCCGCGAGGCGCAGGAAGAAAUCUUGCAGCGUUUCGGAACGAAACGGUUUGAAGCGCUCCGGAGACGUGCGCUCAGGCGGGCGCAGGCGGCUCAGAGAUACGAGAGAAGAGUGGCACUCGGCGGAGACUACAGUCGUGAUGCAGGAAACCAGGGAGCAGCGAAUGGAAGUGCUGCCAGCGGCGUAACGACUCUCUGUCCAGAAGGAGUCGUCCCCGUCAAGACCGCGACGGAGGACCCUCAUGGUACUGCCAACCCCUCGACCGGGUCGCCUUCAUCCGGCUUGUGUGUCUCCCCGUCUUCCGGUAGUUCUCCUGUAUCGUCCCCGCCCCCGUCAGCAUCGUCGUCAGCUUCAUUCGCCCUUCCUGGCGGCGGGAAGUGCAUUCUGGAAUGGAGCGUAGACCCGCGUGUCUUGUCCGAGGAAGCUGGGGUGCCGCAGGGGUUGCAGAGCCCAGCAAGAGCCUUCCCGCAUGCGCGAGUCGGAGACCUUCAAAUGGACAAGAAGAUUGACGACAGCUGGAAAACGAGAGAUGCACGGCGUCCAACUCCGGAACCGGUUAUGUCUGACUGCUCGCGGGGACAAGGAGAUGUAAAGCCUAGAGGAGUGAAGAGUUCUGUGCGCUUUGACAUCCAGGAGGCUGCGAAGCUUCAGUGGGCAAAUCCGCUUGACGUUGAGGAUGCCCGAGGGGGACCCGUGGAGGAAGCAGAUGAAGAGGAAUGGGAUGCAGCAGAGGUGAAGGCGAUUGUCACAGGCUCAGCGAGACCCGGCAAGACAGGCAAACGACGACGCAUUCGCAUCGAGAAGCUUCGAUUUGACUUUGACGGGAAGCUCCGGAGCCAGAUGUUUGUUUUUCAGGCACUCUGGGACGCCAUCCGCUUGCUCCAGCAAGUCGACGGAAAGUCCCUCUCUUCUGAAUCGUUUCCUCUUCGCAGUCUUCACGAACUGGUCCCUGAAGACCCUCUAGAGUUCCACAGGGGCCUCCACCACCACAGCGAUGAAGCCGCCCUUCCCGGUUAUACACUGGGUGAGCUGUUUCAACUGGCUCAGAGUGCAAGCCGCCCUCAAGCCGCGUUGGCUGUUCGUACACUCGGGGCCGUGCUCCGACAAUCUCGGGUGCUUUUUUCUGUUUCGAGAAGAAUCGACACCCUGUUGUGUGGACACGCAAGCGAGGUGUCAUCUGUUCUAUCGUCCCUGUAUCUCGGAGGCACUGCUGAGCAAAAAGGAGAGACAGGUGACAGCUUCUCGCUUCUUCGGCCCUUCGAUCUCUCCGAUUCUACCGUCGUCUCAGCUUUUGGUCUAGGCUUUCGUAGGUGGAGACGGUUUGUCUUUCGAGAUCUGUUCCUGUGCUGGAGACUUGCGUCGCUCCUUCAGCAGCAGACGCCUGCUACCCACAGAGCUGCCCUCGUCGCCCUAGAUGCCGCACUUGCUGUCCCCACUCGCGACGAGGUGGUUGGGCUGGAUGAUGCCUGUAGGCUGGGGGACACUGCGGCAGGGAUGGGAGAAGGAGACGAAGAAGGACAAGGGGACACAGAGGAAGGCGAGAGGGAACGGAAUCAUGAUGGAGAGGGUCCGUUCUGGUGGCGGGGAGUUGCCUGGGGAGGCGGUUGGUCGUUUCCGUUUUUUCUUGAACCGAGUCGCAAAAACUCGACCUGCAGGGUAGCGGGAAAAUCCAGCGACGGGGCGAAAAGCACAGAUCACCCCACGCCUUUGUUGGUCCCUAGAGGCGCCACAGAAGCCUUUGCAAUUGGCUGCCUCAAUCACGGAGGAGGCCAAAUGGUAGCGACGCGUUCUGGGCAUCCGGCUGCGAGAUGCGUGUCAGCAAACGAAGCAGCAAACGGUGGAACGGGGAAGGACCACAACGAAGCACAGGAAAUUUCAUUCUCCACUUUCUCACCCCCUCGAGGAGACGAAACCACGGACACGGAGAAGGCACGCCUCGAACGCGUGUGCUUGUAUGGCUUAGGAGGCUUUGAUCUUGUUGAAGAAGGAGACAGUGGCUUUCCUUUGUUGAGUUUCGCAGGUCCAGGCGGUGGAGAAGAAGAGAGAAGCGGGUGCGGAGGCGCGUGCACAUUCUGGCAGGCGCUGUCGCUUCGCGUGCGUGCACAACAAAAGGCAUUGGGCUGUGUAGAGGUCGAAGAUACGAACGAGCAGCGACCCAGGCGGGUCAAGUUCUCGGCUGCAGAGGGAGCCUCUGCUGGGGAGGCGACGCCCGCCUCCGAUGACGAGGAAGAUGUCUCAAUUGCGGAGCUGUUCUUUCGCCAUCCCAUCUCUUCCCUCCUCACCUACAGCCACCUUUUAGACCGUCUCUCUUUUUUCCUCAGUACCUACGAGGGCGACGAAGAAAUCGAGCGCAGCUGCCUCCGUCUGCUACUCCCUUGUUCUCUCCUCGGCCCCUCGGCAGUCGACCAGAUUGUCUUCCACCCCAUUCUCUCGCAGCGCCUCCAGCACCUGGCGCAAAGUCUGGUUGUCGGCUCGAGUGCUCGCGGGGUUCGUAUCCAGCGCCAGCGAGUCACUUUGUUUUCGAGUGCUAAAGACUGCGACAUUACCGUUGGUAACGCCUCUCAACACGUGACAGCUGGCGACGUGUACAGGCAGCUGCUGUCUGCGAAAAAAGCAGAAGCUGCAGCUCUGGCGGAGCGCUGUGGCACGCCGCUAUCUUCCGCAGAACGCAGGGUACUCCUUGACCUUCUUCGCUUGCUUCGGUGCUUCGCCAGGUGGGGCACGGUUCGGCCACACGACGGCGAGGACAACGCCGACGCAGAAAACACUUUAUGGGGUGAAAUGUCUUCCGCUUUCUGGGCGUUGAUCAACCAGAGCAUGAUGGAGGGUGUUUCCGUUAUCCCACGAAUAGAUGGAAAGGAACCGAAGUGCGACGAACGGGAUGAACAACAAAGUGAAUCAGCGGUCCGUAGCAUCCACGAUAACGCUUCACAAGCGACGAUUUCAUGUCCGGCUCCUUCCUCGGUGGCGUUUCCGACUGAGGUGCAGCAGCUGCUGGCGGCCGCCGAAGCGCUUCGGGUCAUGCGGGUGGCUGUUUAUCGGAAUGGGCGACCUGACGAAUUUGCCUCCUUCUACCCAGUUCUUGCCACGUACGUACACCAGUUUGCAACUUGCCUGCAACAACUAUAUGGAGAGUCCAUUCUCCUCCGGCUUCUCUUAGACGCGACUCCGUCACCCCUCCCACUUCAAGGAAAAGACGACGGAAUAGCGAGCGACGAAUUGCUUCGGCCAGCUGCCGCCCCUCCCUUGGAUAAUUCGCUGACUUACUCCUUUUCCCAUGGGUCUCAUACGUCUGAGAGCAAACCUUCGCGGCAGCUGGCUGCCCUCGGCAGCCAAAUGGAGGCGGUGUGGACCUUCCAUGGAAGUGUCACGAGAGAAAUCUUCUUGUGGGCAACCCUCAGUCUGGAGAAGCGGAGGCGUGUCAGAUGGGACGAGCCGGAAGGGCCUGCCCGUACUGGUAUGGAGGGCGCGUCGCUUCUCGGUCCCGUCCCCGUUCUUCUUCGCCUCUUUUGGCAGUUGAAGCCUCACACCUCCUCGGUCCCCUCUCUGGCUUCCUUCCGCGUUGUCCAGAGUGCUCUUCAGCUGGCUUCCACCAGUACGUCGCUGGUGAUUCGGUCGCUACUGCCGCUGUCUCGAGAGAACGCGACCGUUGGUGCUCCCGCCGGAGCCCCUUUGCGCGGAGCUAACCAAGACCAGUCGAGGGCAAAAGCUUGCAAACAUGGGGAUUCCUCUGCGUUGCCGCCUUCCGUUUCCGCCGGGGCUACAUACGGCUGUGUUGAAACCCUGACUGCAGCUAAAUAUUCCACGAAGAAGGACGACGUAGAAUUACGACUAUCGUCGAACGGCAGGAAGAUGGAAUGCGCCUCGGCCAGUGUGUCCACAGGGACGCAGGAGGAGCUGCCAGGCGACGCGCGACAAGAUGCCGGGAGUUUCAUCGGAGAGCGCAAAUCGUCAGGGAGAAAGCAGGUAGGGAGAAUGGCGUGGACGAGAGACGAAGAGCUUCUUUUCUUCCGGUGGCUACGGUCGUCACGUCCUGUGUUGGACGCGCUGCUGUGUGACACCCGUGAAGAGGAAUGUGGCUCGGCAUGUUCACCGAGAAAGGGAGUGGAAGACAUUUGGAACUCAUCUUGCCUUUCAUCCGGCGUACCCUGUAUUCAAAUCAUGAAACAGCUGGCCCUGAAGCUAGACGGGAAUAAGAACGGAACGGAUCUCGCGGCGAGUGUCGCCGCGUACGCCAUUGAAUCAGGGUGGUCGUCAGGAAUUCGGUGCUGCUGCCACAGACAAGGGGCUGGGAAGAAUGCGACACCAAUGGGGACCCUGCAAACGGAGACAAGUUUAGGCAAGGAGCCAGCAGAAAGUACCGUGGUGGUGGGUCAGGGAGCGUCGGCGUGCUGGAGAGGUGUCAUUCCUGCCACCAGUGAGAACUUUGCGUCACUUCCCUCAGAGAGGGAACUCGCAUUUCUUGCUCGACUUCAAUGUGGCGUGGGUGUGACACAAACAUUGAGAAGCAGCGUCGACGACGAAACCGCAAAGAAAGCAGCGACAGAGAAGCGAACCUCGGUUUUCUCGUCACCGUGUUCGUGUCCCAAGAAAGCUCCGUCUCGGUCGGGGCUCUCCUACAACUUGUCCUGCAUCGCCAACGAAUGCAGUGAACAUGGGUGUCCGUCGUUUGACCAAACCCGCAAGGAGCACCGGAAACCGAAUCCAAGAAACGCUCUACCUCAUGAGAUUGAAGGCAUUCUAACGGAGGCACGUUUCCUCAUCACUGUCUCCGACUUUCUAACUAUGGCCAUCUACCUCGCACGCCAAGCUUCUACAUCUGCGGUUGCGGUUGCGCGUUGUGCGCCGGCGGGACCGAACAAUCCAAACGGUGACGUUAUUGGUGAAGUCUUCUCCACAAAACUGCUUCUAUCUCUUGGCAUUUCUGCUGCAUCGCUGUGUCGCAGUUUGAAAGUUUUUCUGCUCGCUCUCUUUCGGUGUUUGCGGUGGCCAGAACCUCUAAUGGGACAUCGGGGCAUCCUGGAUGCCUGCAGAUCGUUUUCGACAGUUCGCAGUGAUACAAUUGGGACAUCCGAGUGUCAGUGUCGUGUCACUGCUUCUGGGUCGUCCUCGGCUUCGUCUGCUGCAUCACCUUCUUCGUCACCUGCGCCCCCACCUCUGCGCUCUCAUGAAGCGAGUGCGUGCUCAGGACCACUGCUGCUCUUCGAUGUCCUGGCGCGUCUAAUGCUCACCCUUCUGGGACUGCGUCGCGUGUGCAUCACCACAGCCUCUGCUCGCAAGAGAGGAGAGAAAAGACAAGAUGAUAUCCGUGAGAGGAGCUACAGAUAUGCGCAGUGGGAUGCAUACGAAGAACAAGAUUGUCUUUUGGCGGCGGUCAGCGCAGCGUCGACCUCUCACACGUUUCUCAAGUGUGUCGUCUCCCUAUACUCGAAUACGUCUCUCGCAAUGAACACCUGGAAGAGACACGAGAAACCAAAGCCGUCUAAGCUCUCUCUUUCAUGCGGUGUGGAAAGGCAGACCUCUACCAGAGCACGUCAUGGCAAGGGAGAAAAACGAGAAGGAGGAGAAGACGAAGGAGAACAGCUUUUCAGGAUGCACGGCCAGGAUGACUGGAAGCAGGAGUGGUUAGAUGCAGCAACGGAAUGGUUCCUUCUUUGUUUUCCGCCUUCUGGCAGCACCUUACAACGCGUCGAUGCUCAGAGAGAACAGGGACGUGUUGCCUCAAACACGGAAACUCCCCGUCACAGGGAUAUCACGUUCACGGCCGUUUAUCGCUCUCUCUCAGCUGUCGUUGCAGAAGUAGAAGGAAGGCGUCGAGAGGACGAAGAAGUGGAUGGGGAAGCAUACGAAAGUACAGAGGCGACGCCAUGCCAGGAACGCCUUUUCCCGGUACCACUUUGUCUCCUUGAGUCCCUCGAUGACAUCUGCUCCAGCGUAUUUGCGGAGCCUGGAGAGGAUGAGGAAGCGGCGAACACGGAAGGAGGCGAGAGAAGUGGGGAUAUGCCACAACGGGAAGGAGCCACUGAAAAUGACUCUCAACGCAGGCACCUUGCCUCGGCUCUGCCGUGUCUCCCUCCGUUUGUGUCGCCUCUGGAUGCGUUAGUGGGGGGCUGCUUGUGGGGCUCGUUAGGUCUAUAUUCGUCUUCCUUGCGUUGUUCUGGAGCCUCUGAAUCUCACGCGACAGACACCAAGGGACUAAGACCAGACGGGACAGACGAAGGGAAUCGAACUUACGAUAAUGCCUUUCCACUCGUCUUCAUCCUCAGAACCGCGCCGUUUCUUGUCGAGAGUCUGGGACAAUAUUUCCCUCCUUCUCUUAUUUUCUCAAGCCUUCUCCUUUUCUACACAGAACCGAGUGUUGCGAGAGGAGUUGACGGUCUCAGCCACAGCGUGUCUUCUGCAUCUUACCGCCGGCCCAACGACAGGGGAGAACACGAAGCAGCGAACCAGGAGCAAGAUGUGUCUCUGGUACGCCCUUCUGCCUCGUCGUCUGUCUCAUCUUCCACUUCUUCCUCCCCUGUCUCGGCUUCUGCCAGUGCCGGCAGCUGCGCUUCGCUUGCGCCAGCAGGACCGGGAAGGUUGACACUGAAGCACUUGGAUGAUCUCUGGUGGUUGCUUGAUGCGUGGCUUCUGCAACCUCUUGGGAGGGCCUCAAUGCGAGGGCACUUGAGUGAACCUUAUCCGCUUCAUGCUGCUCCAGCAUUGAUCCCAAGACAGGAGCAAGGGAAGGCCAGGGAGGCGACAGACAGCACGGAGCAGAAGGUCGGUGGAGCAGGUGGCACGGAGUCCGAUUCGUCAAAGUCCCCGCAAACGCUAGGCUGUCCUAAGGUGCAGAUAGAAGCUCAGCCAUCUCUCUCGUUCAGUGACGCGUUCAUGGCAAUAUGGAAGGCGGUCACCACAGCGAGGCCAGAAGAGGUGGAGGCAUGCAUAGACAACGUGGUCAUGUUUGCACUAAGGACGGAGAAGUCUGUGGAGAACAGCAGUCUCGAAAAAGAUUUUGCGAGGUGUAGAGAAGGGCACGAUGGACAGGAAGGACGGCAUUCACACGACGAUGCACUGUGCAAGCAAUCAAAUUGUCGUUAUCCUGCUGUCUAUUCGAAUGACUCUGGCGACCCGCGUCGCGAGUCUCUCUCUUCAACUCCGAGUGUGUUUCCUCUGUGUUGUGCAAAAGCUCACGAUGUAUUGCUCACGCGGGUUUCCCGGCUUGUCCUGAGAUCCCAAACCAGCGAAGAGACUUCUGAUCCUGUUCUCUUCCUUCUUCUGUGGCUUUUGUCCUUCUCCCCUGCGUUCCCUGUUGAGUGUCGGCGCUUGGCGCUCUCUGAAAGCGCCACCCUCACUCUCGCAGAUCGCACGUUUUUUCUAUCUCUCUUCGGAGCAGAAGCGAGAGUUGGCGACGGACCGAAAAUCAGAAACCUGGACGAUGCUUGUGAGACGAGAAAGAUGACAAACGAACGAGUAAAUGUACAGAACAAGAAGGGAACUCAGGGACAUUAUGGUGAGAAACCGGAAAGCAGAGAACAGCAAGAAGCGGGGGCAAACGUAGGACGGCACAAAAGCAAGCUUUGGAGAGGCCACCCCACGUGGGGGGUCGUGACGCCUCACGGACGCGGGCUCUGGGGCCUUAGUGAGGCCAGUUGGUGGUUGAUGCGCCCAGGCGGAUUCCCUCCAGAAACCAGGGAGGAACUUCUGACCUGUUAUCGGUCCUUCCUACGGGCGCGGCUCUCCAACGGUUUCGUUUUCUCGUUCGACAAUACUCCACUGCUUUCAAACAUGCCACGUGUCAACGCGAACGAGGACGCAGUAGGCGGUGGCCAGCUUCAACGGCAAGGACUCCUGACAAUCCAAGCGUUAGCAGUUCUGGUCCAAGAUGAGAUGGGGACUCUUCGUAGAGAUCCGCCGUGUGUGGCACUUGACAAGGCAAGACCGUGGAGACCAGGAGUCGUGGCGACUCAUCACGAAACAUCAGAGAGCUGCCGACGAGGGAUGGGUUUGACAGCACGCCUAACAACCCGCGACAGCAUCUUGCGUGUGGUCAAGCGGAUCAUGAACGUGUUGGGGGCGAGUUCAAGUUCUGGCAUUCCCGAAUGCACCCAGGCAAUUAACAUUGAUUCGCUUGUGCGUCAGUUGAGCGAGGCUGUUCAGGGUCUUUUCGGUCUCGAACGCAUAUGCAGAGAAUAUGGUGUUGCUCCGGUGGAUCCGUCUUGUUAGGCAGCACUGUCAUCCUCACACCUGGGAAACGCCUCCACACUAGAGACAUAGAGCGUUUCCUCUAACACGGGUUUCUUUUUCCUGGUUGUUUCGGUUGCUGUUUUUAUCUUUGUGCUCUACACAGACUCGUCCGUUUCAAUUGAUAAGCGGUGGUGUUCACAUGGGCCAUUCGAGUGACUGUCGAGUAGUCUCAACGUAGCACUGGGCCAAGUUAAAGGACACACUAGAGCAACUGUCUUCCCUCUUCCUUCAAGGGGUCUGAGCGUGGCUGUCCGGCACACCGGAGUGUCAUACUCCCUGCAUAGCACUAGUCCAGCAGUACGGUUGAUGACAGGGG